This is a messenger RNA of Vicia faba (fava bean), 1818 nucleotides long. The record is from the annotation of a GenBank genome assembly. Lineage: Eukaryota; Viridiplantae; Streptophyta; Magnoliopsida; Fabales; Fabaceae.
AUGGCGGCUAUCUCACUAGAACAAAUCAAGAAUGAGUCUGUUGAUUUGGAAAAAAUCCCAAUUGAGGAAGUGUUUGCGCAAUUGAAAUAUACCCGAGAAGGUUUGUCCUCUACAGAAGGAGAAAGCAGGAUUCAAAUAUUUGGUCCUAACAAGCUUGAAGAGAAAAAGGAGAGCAAAUUUCUCAAGUUUCUUGGGUUUAUGUGGAACCCCUUAUCAUGGGUGAUGGAAGCUGCAGCUGUAAUGGCGAUUGCUCUUGCAAAUGGUGGAGGGCAGCCUCCGGAUUGGCAAGAUUUUGUGGGAAUUGUGUGCUUGUUGGUUAUCAAUUCAACUAUCAGUUUCAUUGAAGAAAACAAUGCUGGAAAUGCUGCUGCUGCUCUUAUGGCAGGUCUUGCUCCUAAGACGAAGGUUCUUAGAGAUGGUAAAUGGAGUGAGCAAGAAGCUGCAAUUCUCGUUCCAGGAGACAUCAUUAGUAUCAAGCUUGGUGACAUCAUACCAGCCGAUGCUCGUCUUCUAGAAGGUGAUCCUUUAAAGGUUGACCAAGCAGCAUUAACAGGAGAAUCACUUCCGGUUACUAGACAUCCAGGACAAGAAGUUUUCUCAGGCUCAACAUGCAAACAAGGAGAAAUUGAAGCUGUUGUUAUUGCAACCGGUGUCCACACAUUCUUCGGAAAAGCAGCACAUUUGGUUGACAAUACAAACAAUGUUGGGCAUUUCCAAAUGGUUCUCAAAUCAAUUGGAAACUUUUGUAUCUGUUCCAUUGCAGUUGGUAUGUUGGCUGAGAUUAUAGUCAUGUAUCCAAUUCAACAUCGCAAAUAUCGCGAUGGUAUUGAUAACCUAUUAGUCCUUUUGAUCGGUGGAAUUCCUAUUGCUAUGCCAACUGUUUUGUCUGUGACAAUGGCUAUUGGUUCUCAUAAGCUUUCUCAGCAAGGAACACUUACGCUUAACAAAUUGAGUGUUGAUAGGAACUUGAUUGAAGUUUUUAUUAAGGGUAUGGAUAAGGAACAUGUGAUUCUUCUUGCUGCUAGGGCUGCUAGGACUGAAAAUCAGGAUGCUAUUGAUGCUGCUAUUGUUGGAAUGCUUGCUGACCCUAAAGAGGCGAGGGCCGGGAUAACAGAGGUGUAUUUCUUGCCAUUCAAUCCAAAUGAUAAGAGAACUGCUUUGACAUACAUUGAUAAUAAGGAUGGAACCUGGCAUAGAGCUAGCAAAGGUGCUCCUGAGCAGAUUAUAGAGUUGUGUAACAUGAGAGAAGAUGCUCAAAAGAAGAUUCAUACCAUGAUUGAAAAGUUCGCAGAAAGAGGGCUACGUUCACUUGGUGUUGCUAGACAGGAAGUUCCUGAGAAAACAAAGGAAAGUGCUGGUGCUCCAUGGCAGUUUGUUGGUUUGUUGUCGGUGUUUGAUCCUCCUAGGCAUGACAGUGCUGAGACCAUUAGACAAGCUCUUAACCUCGAUGUUAAUGUUAAGAUGAUUACAGGUGAUCAACUUGCCAUAGCUAAGGAAACUGGUAGGAGACUUGGUAUGGGAACCAAUAUGUAUCCUUAUGCUACAUUGCUUGGUCUAGACAAAGAUUCAAGUGUGGCUUCAAUGCCAGUUGAAGAGCUUAUUGAGAAGGCAGAUGGAUUUGCCGGAGUUUUCCCAGAACAUGAAAUUGUGAAGAAGCUACAAGAGAGUAAGCACAUUUGUGGAAUGACUGGAGAUGGUGUGAAUGAUGCUCCUGCAUUGAAGAAAGCUGAUAUUGGAAUUGCUGUUGCCAAUGCUACUGAUGCUGCAAGAGGCGCUUCUGAUAUAGUCUUGACAGAACCUGAGUUUGAAAAGAGAUAA